CGUUCAAUUUGUCGGUUGAUAAUCCCGACGAUCUUGGGAUAGCUAUGCGAAAUCUACUCGCUGCUCAAGCAGCACCAGCGGUGCAACUGGCUGAAAUCAAUAACAGGACUUGUAAAACAUGCCACAAACUGUUUGCCUCACGUGGAAACCGAGACAGACACAUGAAACGUAUGCACAACGUUCAGCUGAACGAUGCAGCAGAAAAUGAUUCCACGGAUGAAAAUAGUGAAAACGGUGAAAAUCGCGCAGCUGUUUCGGAUACUAAUAAUCAGGCAGCAAAGGAUGGAACGCAUGAAAUGGUGAACGAAGCGGAUACAAGUACCAAUAAUGGAGGAUCAAUGGAUUCAGUUCAUGAAAUGAACAACAGGAUGGAAAAACGAACAAAUGACGGGGCAUCUAUGAUUGACGCACAUCAAAAACAACAACAGCAACAUUCACGUUCACGCUCACGUGACAGAACUUCCUUGUUUGAUUUAGAAUCGGAUUCUGACUCGGACUGGGUUCCGGCUUGUAGUCGAAAAAACGCUUCAACCAAAGCCUGUAGCGGUUCAAUCACCCGUUCCAGAAGAGCUGCAUACACAAAAUCAACUCAUCCAAUGCCAAAGCCAGUAGCGAUUAAGACUGAGCCAGUUGAAAGUGAACAUUCCAUCGAGCCUUCAACUUAGGUUGGGCUGAAGCCUUUUUUCAUCGAACGUUGACAACGCAUACUCUAUGAAAUGCCAUUUUAAGUGGAUUUAUCAUUCAAUACCGAUCUUGCUUAAGUAAAUGUUUGUCAUGAUUUAUAUGCGAAUAGAAUAACUUUUGAAAAGCGAUGUAAUUAAAUGAAUAUUAUAAAAAUUUAAACGAAAACCAUACUGAGAAAAUCGGAAACAAAUAUUCAAAUAGUUUUAAAAACGAUUCAAUUACUUUUGAUUCCUCUAUCCAGCCACAAGGCAAAUGACAUACUAAUAACUCAAUACACAAAAC
Messenger RNA from Sitodiplosis mosellana (orange wheat blossom midge), 966 nucleotides. RefSeq lists its product as uncharacterized. NCBI's taxonomy places the organism in Eukaryota, Metazoa, Arthropoda, Insecta, Diptera, Cecidomyiidae. The transcript is spliced from 2 exons. Bases 45 to 665 code for a protein of 206 amino acids. The record is from RefSeq and is a predicted model, not a curated record.